Molecule: messenger RNA, 2078 nt
Organism: Jatropha curcas
Lineage: Eukaryota; Viridiplantae; Streptophyta; Magnoliopsida; Malpighiales; Euphorbiaceae
Source: RefSeq, a predicted model, not a curated record
UGCAAUUUCAUCUUUUAUUUUCAUAAUGAGAAUAACAUGUAGUUGAAAAUUUGUUUUUUGGUUGUCAUGACUCCUGAUCGCAGAUGUUGUAACUGAAUUUAUUGAGGGUCUAGCAGAAACAUAUCCUGGCCUGCAGUACUUGGAUGGUUUUCCAGAGGUCAAGGUUGUAUUACGUGCUGAUGUUUCGAGUGCUACAUAUGACAAGGUUGCAAUAAUAUCAGGCGGAGGAAGUGGCCAUGAACCGGCUCAUGCGGGAUUUGUUGGAGAAGGGAUGCUCACAGCUGCUAUUUGUGGAGAGGUUUUUGCUUCUCCACAAGUUGAUUCAAUUCUUGCUGGCAUUCGUGCUGUGACUGGUCCCAUGGGAUGUCUUCUGAUUGUCAAGAAUUAUACUGGUGAUCGACUAAAUUUUGGUUUAGCUGCGGAGCAAGCAAAAUCUGAGGGUUAUAAAGUAGAGACUGUAAUUGUUGGAGAUGAUUGUGCUUUACCUCCAGCUCGGGGCAUAGCUGGACGGCGUGGUCUGGCAGGGACCAUUCUAGUUCAUAAGGUUGCUGGAGCUGCUGCUGCUGCCGGACUUCCUCUUGAUGAGGUUGCUGCAGAAGCUAAACGUGCAUCUGAAUUGGUUGGAACAAUGGGUGUUGCAUUGUCAGUUUGCACGCUGCCUGGUCAGGUUACCUCGGAUCGUUUGGGUCCAGGAAAGAUGGAACUUGGUCUUGGAAUUCAUGGUGAACCUGGUGCUGCUGUAGCUGACAUUCAGCCUGUUGAGGUGGUGGUUUCUCAUAUUCUUAAGCAGAUUUUGUCGACGGAAACAAGCUAUGUUCCAAUCACACGAGGUAAUAGAGUGGUGCUCAUGGUCAAUGGACUUGGUGCCACUCCUGUUAUGGAGUUGAUGAUUGCAGCAGGAAAAGCAGUCCCUCAAUUGCAGCUGGAGCAUGGACUGGCUGUUGAUAGAGUGUAUACUGGGUCAUUUAUGACUUCUCUUGAUAUGGCAGGAUUUUCAAUUUCUAUCAUGAAGGCAGAUGAAGCUAUUUUGCAACGCUUGGAUGCUGCAACUAGAGCUCCUUUCUGGCCUGCUGGAGUUGAUGGUAAUCGUCCACCUGCCAAGAUACCUGUUCCUGUGCCAUUGACUCUCUUAAUGAAGAGUGAUGAGUCAUUGGCUCGGCCGCUACAAUUAAGUGAACAAGGACAAAUUCUUGAGGUGGCUAUUGAGGCAGCAGCAAAUGCAAUUAUCAAUCUUAGGGACAGUUUAAAUGAAUGGGAUAGCAAAGUAGGUGAUGGUGAUUGUGGAUCAACAAUGUAUAGAGGAGCAACUGCAAUUCUGGAGGACAUGAAAAAGUAUUAUCCUCUGAAUGAUGCUGCAGAAACUGUGAAUGAAAUUGGAUCAUCUAUUAGAAGAGUUAUGGGAGGAACGAGUGGGAUUCUAUACAAUAUAUUUUGCAAGGCAGCUUAUGCACAGUUGAAAGCAAACACACAAUCAGCUGCCACAUCAAAACAAUGGGCCGAUGCACUUCAAGCUUCCAUUGCUGCCGUGAGUAAAUAUGGUGGGGCUAGUGCUGGCUAUCGCACAUUAUUAGAUGCACUUAUUCCAGCAUCAGCAGCUCUUCAGGAGAGGUUAGCUGCUGGGGAUGAUCCUUCCACUGCUUUUGUUCUUUCAUCUGAAGCAGCAUUUGCUGGAGCUGAAUCAACUAGACAGAUGCAAGCACAGGCUGGCCGCUCUACCUAUGUCUCAGCAGAGAUGCUUGCAUCGGUCCCUGAUCCAGGAGCUAUAGCUGCAGCCUCAUGGUAUAGAGCAGCAGCUUUAGCCGUCAAGAGCAAAUGUGAAUCUUCUGUAAGCUGAUGCGUUGAAUUCUCCCUGUAACUCAUGGUUCUUUUGGCUGCUGAAGAUUAACCAACCUAAUUUUUUGGAUGAUUUAGCUUUUCUCUAACUUGGGCUUUCUGCUUGUGCAAAUUUUGUGUAAAAUUGAGAGCAAGUCAGUUAUAAAAUUUCUAUAGAAAAAUGUAAAUCUCAACGAUUGAAGUAAUCAUCAUGGAUAAUUAUCUUCUUUUUUGGUUGAGAAUGAAAUGGACAUUAAUUGAAUAUA